CUCGGCGAUCUGAGCAACGACUUCCAAUGCAAAGUGAAUGUACAGCCGCGACCUGACGCGAUUCGGCACGACGUGAGCGACAAACCCGACUAGGUCGCUUCAAGUCGCGUUUGGUCUGAACGCGGCUUAAAAGGUGCAGUUUUAUCACACAGCACAACGCCACAGAUGUCACAAGUUUUGAGGGAGCGUGUGAUUGACAUGCGGACUGCGGGAAUGUCCACCAGAGCUGUUGCCUAUGAAUUAUAUGUUAAUUUCUCCACUGUAUGUGUCUCCAAAGGCGUUUCAGAGAAUUUGGCAGAACAUCCAGAUUUUCACUGCACACAAAAGUGAUGGCAGACCAUAGACUGUAUAUACGUGGCAGACAGAAGCCACAUUUACAUGUGCAAAAAGUCAAACCUGGCUGAAGUUUUGAAGAAACCAAGUCAUCUAUAUAAAAAUUUUUUUUUUUUAUGCUGUCAUCGGUACCACAGCCCCCUCUAUGACUAUACAGGGGGCUGUGAUGCGGAGUCAUUAGUCUUAAUUUAUUUUUAUUCUUUCUUCUCAUCACAUUGCAGAGAAGAACUGAUGAAAUGAUGAGAAAAAGAGACAGAAAUCAAAAUUUUCAAGACUGGGGAAGUGAUGAAUAACCAUCAUCACUUGUAAUGAUGAAAAAAUAAUCUGAUCAAAUUUUACCUGGACCUGGAUCAGGUAAGGAUCGAACCCACAACAUCAGGCGUCUUAUUGUCUGAGCUAUGUGGACAUACCAGGACUGCCACUUCCCUUUGUUUACUUCCCCUUGUCAGAAAGAUAAAGAGUUACAAAAAAGGUACGAAAAACAAAAAUUUUAAAAAUGUUUAAAGAUAAAAAACCUUUCUUGGGACUGUUACCUUGUUGUGGUAAGGGAGCUUGCAUACUGCUGUGAACCCUAAGAGCUAUGCCAUUGGAAGGCAACUCCUGGCAGAUUUUACCAAAUUGGACAGGCCGAGGGCGAAUAGUAUGGAGAAUGUUUUCAUGUUUAUAUCCCCAACUUUCUUUUGUUUAUAUUUUUGUUCAGUGUAAUUCAGAUCUAGGAAUGAACUAAUAAAUGCCACCUACUCUAUUUAUAAAGAUAGGAUCAGAUUAAGCCUCAAGUCGAGUAAGAUCAGACCCACUCCCAUCCUAUCUUCAUCCACAAACUCCCUUCAACAGGUAGAAACCUUGAGCAGGAACAGACUCAAGUUAGACAGUCAUCUGCUGAGACUGGUCUGGGUUUAGAGAGGAGAGAGGGCAUGAUGAGUCUGCAGAAUGAGGACUCGUGGAGCCCCUCUGUUCUCAAAUUCAGCAGUUUUACUCAAUUCAUCUUUAAUUCCAUCUCCACUGUGCAUCUAUGAAAGAGUACAGCUGUAUGGGCUUCUUACUCAUCAAGGUAUGAUCAAGUUGAUCAGAGCGAGGGUGCUGAUUCAUCCUGAGAAACCCCAGUGUUGUCCUAACCUACAUUGUCUGUGUGGGUUGGCAAUGCGUAGGUGGACUUACAAUGUCUUCUGCAUGAAGAAAUAAAAGCUGUAGCAGUCUAGAGUACAUGUUUGUUAGUUUACAAAAAGUUUUACAACAUCGACAUUUCUGCUCGCCUCACCUUGGACACUCAAACUGUGAAAGGACACAAUGAGAUCAGGAGUUACAACAACAACACAAAACAGACUAAAAACAGAAUCAAACGAACCCCAGGUGGUUCACACUGAUAACCUAUAAAGAUUUAAAUGUUGACAACACCUUAACAAACUCUUAUCUUGUUUGUAGAUCAACGUGAUUGUCUUGAAAUCACUAAACAGUCAUAGCGGAAAUGAUUUGCAGAUGUCUACAGCUCGCACCGACUCUCCACCUGUAUAUAAAGACGUAGAGAGACACCCCGACAGCAGAGCAGCUCCUCGCACUUCAACUGAAGCUCUGCAGGCGAGACGACGCCGUCAUGCUGCUGGUGAGUUUGGCCUUGAUUGUAACUGUGUUUAUAGAUCAUAUAUUUGUAGUCUGGCCUAUAGAUUUAUGUGAUAUAAUACAAAACAUAGAGGUCAAAAGGUUACAGUUUUUUAAAACCAAUUAUGUUUAUUUGUGUGAAGGUGUUGAGAGCUUCGUUUUUACUGAGCCUGGUCAUGCUGCUGCACGCCGCCAAGAAAGACCAGGCAGUGAUGAGAGGACAGAGAACCAGACAGAGAGCAAGGACCUUGAGGCUGGUCCUGGACCCCUCAGUGUUAUCUCACAUCAGCGGUAUGUCCGCCUCAACCAUCGCCAACAUGUCUCUGUCUCCAUGGACAUACAGGUGAGGGACUUACCUUUUGUUUUUGUCCUCUUGGCGUGUGUUCAGUCUUCACUAAGUUGGAGUUUUUAACUUUUCUCAGAGAAUCACGUGAGGAGUCUCGUCUGCCGAUGCAGAUCUCUCAUGCUGAGUGUCUGACCUCUGGAUGUCUAAGUCUGCUAGGGGAUGGAGAGGAUGCAGCUCUGAUGGCGAAACCCAUCUACUACCAGAUCCUGGUCCUCCGCAGGUACGCCCCUGACUAUUUAUAUAGUUAAACCCAGUUUGCAGAGUGUUUUUUCCUAAUAAUCUGACGCAAUGUAAUGUAAUGUAAUGUAAUAAUAUAAUAUAAUAUAAUAUAAUAUAUGAAAUAUAAUAUAAUAUAUGUUAAAUAUAAUGUUAUAUAAUAUUAGAAUAAAGAUCAAAUGUAAUAAAAUAAAAGAUAGAAUAUAUUUUUAAUACAAUGAGGUAAAAAUUAUAUUAUUAUGAAAUAAUAAAAUAAAAAUAUAUAAUAUAAUAUAGUAAAUAAAAAAUAUAUUUUUAAUACAAUGAAGUAAAAAUUAUAUAAUAAAAUAUAAAAUAUAAUAAAUUAAAAUAAAUUAAAAAAGUGAAAAUAAAUUAAAUUAAAAAUUAAAAUAUAAUAUAAUAUAAAGUAAUAUAAUAACAGUAAUUUGUAACGAAGCACUGACUGUUUGAAAAUCUGCAUUUCUCAAUUUUCUUCAUGCAUUUUACAACUGACUGUUUUCAUAAUCUCUAACCAUGGACAGAAAAUUGUGAAAGUGUUAAUUUACAUCAAUCACAUGAUACAAAGUAAGAUAGUUUAAUCUUGGCUUGAAUAAGUUCAAAUAGGAAAGAUUAUACGGUAAAAUGACUCUAAUAAAUUCAGCAUUUUAACCAAUAAGUAUUAAAAGUUCCACGUGGAAACAAAAGUGAACCUUUGCUGUUAUCUCUUCUGUCCAUUUUGAAAUCAUUUGUUCCUAAUGUGUAUUUUCUUAAUUGAAAAAAUAGUGAGUCCUCAUAAUUGUCUGAUUUCACUCCAGAGUCUUGAAGCAAAAGCCGAAGAAGACAGGAAGGGGGAAGGUCAAGAAGAGGUACGUCUUCAGACUGGGGACCGAGGUGGUCUCUGUGGGCUGUACCUGCGUGAGGCCCAGUCUUGUACCGCAGCCGUGACAGAGUCAUGUCACCUGUUUUUAUUUCUCAUCUUUUUAUGCUUAAAUAACUUAAAUCUGUUAAAAUGAUGUCUCAACUUUAUUGUAAGGAGUUUUAAAGGUGCUGUUUAACUCAUGUGUCCAUCUCUAUCUCUCUGUGUGAGUGUAUUAAACCGCAUAAUUCAUGUCAAAGUCGAUCAAUAAGAACAAAAAC
Molecule: messenger RNA, 3607 nt
Organism: Xyrichtys novacula (pearly razorfish)
Lineage: Eukaryota; Metazoa; Chordata; Actinopteri; Labriformes; Labridae
Source: the annotation of a GenBank genome assembly